This is a messenger RNA of Scophthalmus maximus (turbot), 5928 nucleotides long. It is a transcript of the gene sona, whose product is annotated as SON DNA and RNA binding protein a. The transcript is spliced from 10 exons. Gene Ontology annotation, molecular function: RNA binding. The record is from RefSeq and is a predicted model, not a curated record. Bases 251 to 3772 code for a protein of 1173 amino acids. NCBI's taxonomy places the organism in Eukaryota, Metazoa, Chordata, Actinopteri, Pleuronectiformes, Scophthalmidae. Gene Ontology annotation, biological process: regulation of cell cycle; regulation of mRNA splicing, via spliceosome.
GACGCCGCCAUUCAAACCGCGCAGCGCUGCAUGUUGGGUAAUCUUUUCCCAUCAUGGCGGAUCAGCUCGGUCGCUAACGUGAACGGUUAGCAUACUCAGCGAUUGUUUGGUCCCGCACAUGUUGGACCGCUGGCAUCUGGCAUUCUCCUCGAAGGAACCGCAGCCGCCGAACACACACGGGUGUUAAGUGAGGGAGCAGCAAACCAGUGACAUUAAGAGGGUCUUUAGCAAAAUUGGGGACAGCGGCACAAUGGAAUGUGCAGUGGACAUCCCAUCAGGUGAGGAUGAGGUGCCUGAGAAAGAUGACAUGAAUGCCAAGGAAGGGAAUGAGCCAUACCAUAAGAAAAACAAGAAGCACAGAAAACACAAGAGCAAGAAGAAGAAGAGAAAGAGAAAGGGGGAAAAGGAGAGCAGUUCAGAAUCUGGUGCUGAGUCUGAUGUAGAACCACAACCUCCAGCAAAACCUGUCCGGAACACCAGAGCCAGUGCUAGACUUGCAGCUGCUACAGGAGCUGGAGACACUGCUGGCCUGAAAGAGGAUAGUAAACGGAGUGUAUUUACAGAUCGUGUGGAAAUGGAGGGAGAUGCAAAAUCUAAAAAACACAAAAGGCAUGCUUCCAAGAAGAAGAAGAAGAAGAAGAAGAAAGAUGAAAAGCAGGAAAAGAUAUCCCCAUCUCACUCCCAGUCUGAAAGCAGCUCAGCUUCAGGUUCUGAGUCUGAAGGUGAAGGAGGCAAAGGAGCAGGUGAUGGAAAAUACUCUCCAGCUGCAUCAUCUGACCUGCAAGAACCAGUAUCCAAACUGGGUUCAAAAAGCAAACGAGGGGAGGAGAAGGGGGCUCCUAUGCUCAUGCAGAAACCUGAAUUACUUGGAGUGAAGACAGAGGAGAUUACAAAUAUGGAUGUGUCCCCAACUGGAGGGAAGGGCAGUAACAACAAUGGGUCAGAAGACCAGGAUGAGAAAAUACAGUCAUUGACAGAUGGUAGUCAUGGGGAUGGUGCAUUAAGCCAUGCCCAGGAACUGCCUGACAUCAUCCCAAAACAGGAAGGUGCUGCCCCACAAGAUGACCCAAGCCCAAAAGAUCAGGCCAGCUCAGCUCAAGCAAAAGUCAAGGAACACGAUACAUCUAGGUCCAGGUCUCCUUCCCCUUCCAAGGGCUUAGACAUAAAGAGGUCUGGGUCAAGUCAUAGUCAUUCACCAACACCUAGUCCCAUUAGGCAGCAGUCUGGUGGUCAGUCAAGACCCCAUUUCAGCUCAAACUCAAAGGAGAAACGGUCUACAACUCCUCUAAAGAGUCAGCAGGUGUCCCACUCUCAGUCCCCUAAAUCAAGAAGGAAGUCGCUCUCCCCAUUGCCAAAGUCUCCAAAGAGAGCUAGCUGUCAGUACCGGUCCACCUCUCGCUCCCUCACCCCCAAGAAGAAAGUGUUAAAUUCUCCAAGGAAGUCCAAGUCUCCUAAGCGACGGAGAAAUUCGGUGUCUAUUUCCCCAAAGCGACGCAAAAGUUCCCUCUCUCCUAAAAGAAGGGUGUCACGAUCUCCUAAACGUGGUGGCCGUCGGUCCCCCUCUAUAUCUCGAUCUCCCAGAAGAAGUCGAAGGUCAGAGUCACGUUCCCGUGGAGGCACAAGGAGCUCCAGGACCCGCUCACCCAGACGUGGUGGAGCAGUUGGCAGGCGUUCACGGUCAUGUUCUAGAUCCAGACGUCCUCUUCGUCGCUCCAGAUCACGGACACCAGCGAGACGUGCAGGAGGUAGGCGCUCAAGGAGUCGUUCCUUGUCUCGACGUAGAAAGUCACCACCCCCCAGAUCCCGUCGCUCACGCUCCCGAUCAAUCCGCAAGAGCCGGCGGACUCGUUCACGUUCCGUUGUGGUUCUUAAGCGCAGCGGCCGGCGCUCCAGAUCCAAGAGUCCUCGCAAACGAACCAAAUCCAGAACCCCUCCCUCCCGCCGGUGGUCUAAAUCCAAGUCACCAGUCAGAAGGCACUCUCGAUCCCUUGCCAAGAGAAGCCGUUCUCCAAGGUCUAGGAAACGCUCCAAAUCCCGCUCGUUGUCUCGAAGGCACCGGUCAAAGUCACACUCACCACUACCUGGCAAGAUGAGGUCCAAAUCUCCGAAAAAGACUGUGAGAAUCUCAAAAUCCAAAUCUAUCUCUCCAGGCUUGAACAGGUCUAGGUCCAGGUCUGAGUCAAGUGAUGGGCGAUCUGACAGCUCCUCCCCAGCUAAAUCAACAAAUUCCUCUCCUGUUAAAGUUAAUAUUCCUAUUUCUCCUAAGGCAGAGGAGACCGAGGAAGAAAGUGGAGGACCUCCAGCCACAGCAGGUGGUUGGAAACCCGUGCCCUCAGCAGCUGUCCCCAGCCCCCAAGCUGAGAGCCCCUCAGAGAAAUUGCAGGAGCAGCUUUCUCCCAACCAUGACCCCUCCAAUGAACAAGAUGUGUCCAGGUCUGGUUCCCAGGAGCCCAACGCAGAUGGGUCAGAUUGUUCAGAAGGCUCAGAUGAAGAAGAGGAUUCUUCUUCUCCAGUAAAAAUGACAACUCAACGCCAGAGAAGCUUCUCAGUUUCAAUAUCUCCAGAAGUGCAGAAGAAGCAGUUGUCCAAGUCACCGUCGCCGAUAAAUCGCAGGAAACAUUCGCGCUCAACUUCAUCGCCCAGACGAUCAACUUCCAAAUCUAUAUCUAGAAGGAAGCAAUCCAGGUCCAAGUCUUCUUUGAGGAGAAGAGAAUCUGUCUCUCCAUCACAAAAGAAGAAGCGACGGUCUAAAUCUCCUGCCCGGCGGCGGCGGUCACGCUCGCGCUCCGCAGCACGGCAUAAGCGCCCAGGCUCCAAGUCACGAAACAGAAUCCGCCGGUCCAAGUCUCGCAGUCCAGCACGCAAAAGGCGAUCCCGAACCCGUUCACCCAACGCUCGAGGGAGGAGAAGGUCCAAGUCCACAGACAGGAGCAAGCGAUCCAACAGCCGCUCCACAGGCCGGAAGAAAAGGUCCAGGUCAGGGGACAGAAGCAGGCGAUCUAGGUCUCGCUCCACCGAUCGUAGACGCAGGUCAAGAUCUAGGGGUCGAGGGAGGCGUCCGGUUUUCCGUAGUCGUUCAUUUGAUAGACGGGACAGGUGGAAGAGGGAACCUAGCCACUCUCCAGUUCUUAUCCUUCGCAAACAGCGUCGCUCGGGGUCCCGGACACGGCGCAGCACCAGCAAGACUCCUCCACGCCUCACUGAACUGGAGAAGGACCAGCUGCUGGAGAUAGCUAAGGCUAACGCUGCUGCCAUGUGUGCUAAGGCGGGGGUUCCCAUUCCUGAGAGUCUCAGGCCAAAAGCCAUCCUCCAGCUCCCUCUACCGACUCCAUCUCCUACCCCCCUCUCCUUACCUCUGCCUUUACCACUCCCAAUGGGCAUGGGGAUGCCCAACAUGCCAAAUAUGCCCAACAUGGGUCCAUUGGGUAUGUCCAAUAUUCCGGGGAUGCCCAGCAUGUCAAACAUCACCAUGAGUGCCGCUAUGGCAAGUAUGACGGCAGCUACCAUGACAGCUGCCUUGACCAACAUGGGUGCCCUGGCAGCCAUGCCCCCCCUUGCCCCACUUCCCACCAUUACUAACAAGCCUCCCCCGUGCCUCGCUCCCCCAACACCAACCCUUAACCUGGACCACAUUGAGGAAGCAAAGAGGAAGGUCACGCAGCAGGCCAACAUACACACCAUCAAGGAGCUUACUGAGAAAUGUAAGAUGAUUGCAAAUAGCAAGGAGGAGAUGGCCAUUGCUAAACCCCAUGUCUCAGAUGAUGAAAGCUAGAAGCGCCGAGUCCUAAUGCCACUCUGAUAAAAGGACUAAAGGAAAAUGUAAAAAAAAAAAAAAAAAAAAGCUUUACAAGAGGACUUGCCUAUCCACAGUUCCCUUUGGCAGCCAGAUAACCUGACUGGGCCUCAUAAAACACCAAGAAGAAGAAGAAGAAGAGCACCCUAGCUGUCACAUUUAUAAUUGUAGGAGUACCGGCACCAGCCACUGCCCCCUUCAGCUCCCCAGUUUGUUUCUGUUUGUGUGUGUGAGAGCGAGAGACAGACAGACUGUAACCUGUGAUACCACUGAGAAAACUGGACACGCUUACAUGUGUGCACAGUUGUAUGACUGUACAGUGCGUCUGUGUGUAUAUAUUGACUUUCACCACCAACCCCUCAGUGUUGCUGCUUGUCCAAGCAGUCCUUGUUGUCAAGACUGAAGAGGAAACAAACCAAACUAACUAGUGGCUCAAGUGUUUUUGUAAAAGAUUAGUUUCUCUAAAUUAGUUUUACUUUUAUGCUUUUAUGCUAAGGAUUGUGUUGAGUGGAGAUUGCUUCCUUGUUCUGCUGUAUUCCCUUGGUUACCUCUAGUCCCUGGUUUUAUUAAUAAAUAAUGUAGACAACAUUUUUGUAGAUCCUCACAUGUGAUUUGUUUUCAUAAGCCUUGGUCUCCAGGGCAAGAGAGAGUCAACAUGUUCUGUGUCCUGGGACAAGGAGUUUGAUUGAAGGGAAUAAAUGAACAUAUUGGCUUUGUUGGCUAUGACAAAUAUUACCGUAAAGAUAUACAAAACAUAGCCGCCCUGGGUGUGAAUUUAUUUACCCAUAUUUUAAAUGACACCUGACAUCUUUGAAUCUAACCUGGCCUUUCAUUUGUGCUUUGUCAGGUUUCUUCAACCUCGGAAACAGGUUUGCUGUAGAUCUGAUUGGUCAUUUUGUCUGCCAUAUGCUAAGAUGCAAUUGAAAGCAUUGUCAUAUAUAAAUGGGAAUGGCCAUGAUGCCAUUUUAAAACUUUUAAGAAACAAUUUAAAAAAGUCUUUCUAACAUUUGUUAACUGAGUUCCACUUUCAGAGCAGGUGUCAUUUGAAAGCAAUGCUGGUUGUUGUACUUACUAUAAAUCCAGAUUAAGAUCUGAUUGACUGGUCUUUGAAGCACCAAGUUGAAAUUGUAAAAAUCUAACAACUUUUAGUUUUCCUUUAAAAAAAAAAAACAAGAGGGAUGAAAUGCAAUUUGCUAAACUUCAUUCUCUGAAUGGAGAUAAUUAUUACUUUUUUAGAGCAUUUCUGUUUUACUGUGACAGGAUACAUCAUUAGAAACAGGUAUCGAAUAGACAUUCAAGAAACAUUUGUCUUUCUCUUAGUCUGUUUACAUAAUACAAAUUCCAUUAGUGCCAUUUUUAGAGGCACGUAUGAAGAAAAUGUUAUUUCAAUGGGGGUGACAAAGUACUUGCAGUGAUUAUAGGGUUGAAAGUUGAAUAUUUCCUGUGACACUGUAAAAUGUUUUUUUUGUAUAAGACAAUCAGGUUAUUUGUCUCAAGUUGCUUUUUAUGGAAGAAGGAAUUAUAACCAUGUAAAAUCUGAUCAUCUUGCAGCAUUGUGUUCAGGUGGCAAAUCAAGAAUUUUGGGUCGUGUAGUAAUGUAAGGAACUAUAAUGAAAAAUCCAACGCGCCCUUUUCAUUUAAUCCAAUUAUACAAUUGAUAUCUUGUUGGUAGAUACUGUUACCCUGACUUCAUUUGUUAGAGUUUAGUCAACAGGACCCAUAAAUGUGUCUCAUUGGAUUACUGAAGAACGAAAACAAACUUGGUGCUUUCGGGGAAACUGUCAGGAAUCGUGUUUUUUCUGGUUUUGGGGGAAUUUUGCACCCAUAACUCCCACUUGUUUUCAUCAGAGAGGGAAAUUUUGGAUCCAUCAUCCCAUGUCAUCUUUCUACACCCAGGGCUGGUAAACUGGAAGAUCAUCUGUGGUGGCUUUGUUAAUCUGUAUUUACAGUAUACUGACUCUACCACACGUGUUGGCCUGUUGAACUGAUUCCCAGCGGUAAUCUUGAACUGUUUAAGCGACAAAAAAGAAAAAGAAUAUGAAUUUUAGGAUUCAUUUUUUUGGUCAUUUGAAUAUGAAAUUGCUUGCUUUGUACAUAAAUGUGUUAACAAUGAUUAAAAACCUCAAUGAUCUUUA